CACCCAAGAUGGCAACCAGUCAGGACAGAUAAAUUUGUGAUAUAUUGGGAUAAUUUUAGCCAUAAAAGCUACAAAAUAUAGAUGAUAAGUGGGUAACAAAGGCAAGAUGGAAACCGGAUGUAAAGGUAGUGGUGGACAGACGGAAUUUAUUGUUGGUGGAAAGUACCGUCUUGUUAGAAAAAUAGGCAGUGGCUCGUUUGGUGACAUUUAUUUGGGUAUCAACGUAACGAAUGGAGAAGAAGUAGCAGUGAAACUUGAAUCACUCAAGGCCAGACAUCCCCAGCUUUUGUACGAAAGCAAGUUAUACAAAAUAUUAGCCGGAGGAGUUGGUAUUCCGCACAUUCGUUAUUAUAACCAAGAAAAAGAAUAUAAUGUCCUUGUUAUGGACUUGCUUGGGCCCAGUCUGGAGGAUUUGUUCAACUUCUGUUCAAGGAGAUUUACAAUGAAAACUGUGCUCAUGCUUGCUGACCAAAUGAUCGGGCGUAUCGAAUAUGUUCACAACAAAAAUUUUAUCCACAGAGACAUAAAACCUGACAAUUUCUUAAUGGGAAUAGGUCGUCAUUGUAAUAAGGUGUUUCUCAUUGACUAUGGUCUGGCCAAGAAAUACAGAGAUAGUCGAACAAGACAACACAUCACGUACAGAGAAGACAAGAACCUAACUGGAACUGCCCGAUACGCAAGUAUCAAUGCACAUCUUGGUAUUGAACAAAGUCGGAGGGAUGACAUGGAGUCACUUGGCUAUGUACUAAUGUACUUCAAUCGAGGCUCACUGCCUUGGCAAGGCUUAAAGGCUGCAACGAAAAAGCAGAAAUAUGAAAAAAUCAGCGAGAAAAAGAUGUCUACCCCGGUGGAAGUCCUUUGUAAAGGAUUUCCUGCAGAGUUUGCAAUGUAUUUGAAUUACUGCAGAGGACUGCGUUUUGAGGAGGCCCCAGACUACAUGUAUCUACGACAGCUAUUCCGCAUCCUGUUCCGUACAUUGAACUAUCAGUAUGACUACACAUUUGAUUGGACAAUGCUGAAGCAAAAAGCAGCAACUGUGACCAGUACUGGGGCAAGUAUCCCUACUGGGGCCACUGCAGGGCACAAGUAAUAUGUAGAGAUGAAAAGAAACCUUGUUAUCAAGCUUGUUUGACCCAAGACAGUUCGUAGCUUAAAAAAGUGGUUUGUUUUGAAGAUGAGAGCGUAAUAUGAAUGGAUAAUUGUUGGAUCUAGGUACACAAGAGUCAUAAUGUGUACAUGAUGAAAAACAGUACAUAAUGUACUUGUGAGAAAAUGUAUGUAAAAUGUAGUUAAGGCCAAACAUCUUACAGUUUGGCAAUUUUUGAUCUGGUUACAAUUCGUUGGGAUCCAAUUUAAGGUCAAAGAAAACUUGUGUCAUGAAUAAUUUAACACCAGCCUAGUAAGAAGGAUUUAUUGAGAGAAUUAUAAAAUGGGUACAUUCUAUAUUGGUAUACUUAUGACAUUGCUCAAUAUAACAAUGUUAAGUAUUUAAAUGUGUAGAAAGUAUUUAUGGACAAUUGAAAUAUGAAAAGAAAGCGAGGUCAAGAAAGGUGUGUUUCUUAGUAUCUGUCACCCUAAGCUUUGACCCACUAUUGGCUAUUCCUUUGGCUGUGUAUUUGGAAUUUUUGGUUAUCACCAUUAAUCCAAAACUAUGUACACAGAAUACACACAAUUUUUGCCAAAGCUCAUAAGAGACUGGUUUAUCCACUUUAUUUGUUGGUAUAUAUAGAACCCAAAAUAUGGCCUGCAUAGUCUUUGAUUUUGGAAUACAUGUAUCCUUGGUAAGUAUCCUUAAGUCAUUAGUAGACUUGUAAAUAGCUCAUAUGAUAGAAAAAAACUCAUAUAUAUUAAUUGUGUAAAUAUUUAUUUAAAAAUGAAUACAAUUGUACACUGCUUUGUAAUAUUUAGACUUUUGGUGUAUCAUUGUGUGUGUUUGUGUACUUAAUGAAUGUGUGACAAUUGCAAACCUAUUCUGAUAAUGAGAAUUGAAUAAAUAAAGUAUAUGAUUUCAAUAGAAUGUUAUAGUUUCUCAGUGAGUUGAAGUAAUUUCAAAUCAUUUGAACUGUGGUAAAAAUUACAAAAUUUUGCACAUUAUUUCAAGCUGUAGAUGAAAACAAACAGCAUGUUAAACAGUAACGUCAUGUGUUGUAAAAGCACUUGGGUAUGCUGAACUUAACAUACAAUUUUUGUUUUAAAUGAAAUAUGUAUUUGACGUGUUUAAUUCCAUAGCACAGAUGAUUUUUCAUGUUUCCUCCAAAAUUUUGUAUUAAAUUUGUAGCACUCACAGCAAAACUUUUAAAAGUAUGAUGUUUUUUUUUAUGCUGACAAAAGAAUGUUGCAGUAUUGAAAAAUAUUAUAUACUGUACAUGUUUUGCCAAACUCUUAAGAGAAGUUUAUUAAAUGUAUUUGUCAGCAUACAUAGAAUUCCAAAAUGUGAACUAUGGCCACACACUCUUUGAUUUUAGGGGUACAUCCUUGAUGAGUACCACCCCCACCCUGUUUAUAUGUCAUUAGUAAGUCUUGUAAAUAUCUCAUACGAUAGAAAAACUCAUAUAUAUAUAUAUAUUGAUUGUGUAAAUAUUUAUUUAAAAAAUGAAUACAAUUGUACACUACAUUGUAAUAUUUAGACUUUUGGUGUAUCAUUUUGUGUGUUUGUGUACUUAAUGAAUGUGUGACAAAGAAACCUAUAUUCUACUAAAGUGUAGGUAACAAGAAAGGAGUUAAAACAGUAUGAUUUGUCUCAGCAAGUUGCAGUAGUUUAUUCUGUAUCAAAAUUACAUUAGAUUGCAAAAUUCGGCACUUUAUUUCUUCUAACAAUUUGCAAUGAAGCAUUCUGCGCAAAAUUUAUCAUAAAAUUGUGUAAUGAUUGAUAACAUAUAAUAGACAGAAGAAAAUUUUAAUAUUGAAAAGUAUGAUACACAUAUUGCAUUGUGGUUAUUCAAAUGUUGGAAUACUUUUCAGAGUUGUCUAUUGCUAUAAUAUUGCCAUAAAUUACUUGAGGUGUGCAUGCAUUCACUCACGAACUUUAUGUCUUCAGUACCUGGUAGUAGACAAUUUCAGAUUCAGUUUUCACAAACAAUUAAAAAAUACCUGAGUGAUUGAAAAAUAUUCAGAUCAUGUAAUUAUAUAACCAAUAUUAUAUAUAUACUGUACAAACAUUUUAGUAGUGCUGUCAAAGUAAUGUACAAUAUGUAAAAAAAACAUAUGCUGUACAUUGUGCUACACUGUGUAUUAAUAUGUAAUUACACUUUAGGUUUUGUGUAAGGAAAAGAAAGGUCUCUUUAAGUGUUCCUCGACAUUAUUUUUUUUUCUUUUGCCACAAGUGGUCUGUCCCUGUUCAUCUGAUAAUGUUUUUGAUGUGGCACAUGUUUAACUUAAGUCAUUUGAAUUUUUGAAAACUUGUACAUUUGAUUCUUGUCCUUGUCAUUUCAAGUGAAAUGUUCCAAAUCAAAACAUUAUCUCCAAUGUAAUUCAUAAAAAAUAAAAAAAAAUAAGGACCUAUUUUAAGAUCAUAAGGAAAAGCAAUUUUGUCAAAUCAGGAUUAACAAUCAUUUCAUCAUAAUUUGUAAAAUGUUUCCUUAUUUAUUAUUCCAAGUUGUGCUGGAGAACUAAGGAUGUUGCACUUCCUCUUUAGACAUUAUUAACUAAAGAGCUUUUUUAGGCUUAAAGAGGGGAACACAUGUUAACUGUCAUCUCUUUCUUGAUGAUUUUGUAUUUUAAAACUUUGUUUUAGAUCAAAUCUACAAUCUUCUUGAUGUUAUGGAAGUACCUGUGGCUACAUUUUAUGUCUUGUACAUUGGUAAAAGAUUGCUAAAGAUUCAAGGUUUCAGCUAAAUAUAUUGUGAAAAAAAGUAGUGAAAUGACCAUACUGUUAAAUUAAAAUCUAUAUAAUAAAUGUGGUUCAUGAUGUCAUGAAUUUAUCUCUUAGUUCAUGUUCAGUGUGGUUGACAUGUGAGUCAUUUGCACAUUUAUGCAUUUUCCCAUGUUUUCGAGAAAAAAAUCCCCCCAAAAAAAUCAUCUUCCAAAAUGUUUUGAUUAGUUUGAUCAACUUUGAAUUCUGUACUUUCAUGCUUCAUUUUCUUUUUGUCACGUCUACUUUUGUAAAUAGUUUUAUCUAGCUGAAACUGCCCAUCAUAAUUUCAUUGCAUCAGCAUCACAUUUAACCUCAAUUUUCAUAAAGUUCAUGAAAUGUUUCAACCCAGUUGUUACUAUGUGACGCCAAUAUCAUUAUCUCCAUUAUUUCAUGUGAUUUUGAGGUGAAAGAUUUAAAUUCUGGUAUUUUUCCUUGAGCUUAAUGUAAAUACGAUGCCGCAACAAGUAUUGAAAAUUAAUGGAUAUUUUGAUUUUCCAAUCGUACUUGCUCAUCUUAUUGUCAAUGCAGAAAAAAAUGAAAAAAGCAGUCACAAGUUGAAACAAAAAAAGGAAACGCUUGUCAAUGCAGAUCAAGCUUAAAAAUGAAUUAUGUAUGGGAGUUAACUUUAAAUAUAAGAAUUAAAUGAAUUUAUCCCAAUACUGAAAGGAUGGUAUUUACUGUACCAAACUGUAUAUGUAGUUUUUUGGUGAAGUUUAUUAUAAAUAAUUUUUUAAUUACAGUGAGUAAAUUUCACUAAAUCUUUUUAUUUCAUGAUCCCCCUUAUAUCACCCCAGAUCUAAUUUGGAAAUACUUAUGUGUAACCGUGUCAUAAAAUGGGAGUAACAAUCGCUCCGUUAUUCUUUCUAUUCAAAAUGGAUGCUUGUCGAGUCCCCAUUAUCGUAAAGGGAAUGUAUAGAAAGGAUUAGAGUGGUAAUCGCACCACCCAUAGAUCAGAACAAGUUGAAAUAUUAAAUAUUGUUAAACAAGGAGGAAAUAAAAGUACAUGAUUGUCCCAAGGUUCAAGCAAUGUGUUAUAAACUUGGACAUCAGAAACAGAGUAACAAUCCAAGUGUGAUUAUCUCUAUAUUAUCAUCUAAAAAUUAGAGGAGUUUAAUUGAUGAAUAGAAAGCAGUCAAUGAGCUGAGAAGUAUUUCAGUUUUACUGCUAAGACAAGAAAGGAUGUGAAUAUUUUUGGGACAAGAGGAUGGGGGGAGGGAGGGGGUUUUCCAGGGUAUGGAUAAAACUGUACAGUUUUAUUUUUUAUUACUUUGUGCAGUAGAUGUCGGUGUAAAUGUGUACUGCCUGUUGUUGAUUUUUCUCCAUUCUGUGAUUUUGUUGACUGUCUACCUGAGUUUGUCAUUGUUUACCUGUGUAAUCAGUACAAAGAGAUGUGUGUGUGUGUGUGUGUGUGUGUGUGUGUUAGGAAACUGGUGAACACUGGUGCUUGAAUUGAACUGAAUUGCCAAUACUCCCAUUGAGAACCGGAUUUGGCAUAGGCUACAGUAAUGUCCAUUUUGAUAAAUGUAGACAUGAGGAUGAAAAGGGCUCAUACAUUUUGUAUGUAUUUAAAAAUCAAAUCAAGCACCUGUGCUGAUAAUAUAUUAACAUGAGGUAGAUCUUGUGUAUUACAUCAUUAUGAUGUAUAGGAAUAUAGAAGUGGAGUGGCUAAUAGUGUGUUAAUUACUUUUAUUAAUUUCCAUGAAGUAGCUCUAUAUAUAAAAUAAUAUUGAGUGUGUCAGUUCAGUCUUAUCAGUACUAUUAUGUAUUGUAGAAUGAGGCGAGAGUGUUGAUCGUAGGUCAGCUUCAAUGUUUUACAUUAUGUUCUGUUUCUAUUAGCUCAGAUAUGCUUAAAAAGUCCUAGUAUUGUAGAGCUACACUUAAUGUAUGAUUUGUUUUAAUUAGUCUGUAGCAGUUACUACUUUAACAUCUGAAAUUUCUUAAUGAUUAGGGCAGAUGUAAAUUAGAAAAAUAAAAGCGUGUUUGGAACAUAAUUGGUUUGAAUUUCAAAAGGAAAGAAAAAUCAAAUGGUGGAUAAGUAAAUUGAAGUUGAUUAUUUAAAAAAAAUUCUUCAAAACGAAUUUUGGAAAAUUUUCAUUCAAACACUAGUUUCAUAGUAUUUGACAUUUGGAGCCUAUUGUUAAUGACUGUCCUAAAUCGUGGUUGUAAUGUGUUUGUAAGGUUAAAAAGUUAAUUUCAUUUCUUUCACUGACCAUUGUUUCCUGUAAAGCUUAUUUCUGGCAUUUCUUCUGUAUAGUAAUGGAAUUUUAAUAAAUGUUGAAGUUCUGAAAUGAA
Messenger RNA from Ylistrum balloti, 6145 nucleotides. RefSeq names its product casein kinase I. Gene Ontology annotation, cellular component: nucleus; cytoplasm. Lineage: Eukaryota; Metazoa; Mollusca; Bivalvia; Pectinida; Pectinidae. The transcript has a single exon. Gene Ontology annotation, biological process: peptidyl-serine phosphorylation; negative regulation of canonical Wnt signaling pathway; signal transduction. Bases 107 to 1090 code for a protein of 327 amino acids. Gene Ontology annotation, molecular function: protein serine/threonine kinase activity; ATP binding. The record is from RefSeq and is a predicted model, not a curated record.